UGCUAAAGCAGCAUCGACGGUUCCCCCAUUCGGGCAAGGUGCCACAAAGGACACUGGGCCAGAUAUAUCACCAACCUCAGUCGUUCUUUCCUCCUUCCUCCAUGCCACGAAAACCACUUUUCCACAUCCUCACCAGUCGCGACUGACGAACAUCGACCUAAAAUCAUCACAUACCGGCACUUAAGCUGGUGCAGAUCGUUCAGCCGUUCAUGCGCACAUCUUGAGACCUGGACAAUAAUCUCCCGACAUCCACACCAUGACAGCCAUCUUCAACUUCCAAUCUCUCCUCCUAGUCAUCCUCCUCAUAAUCUGCACAUCGACAUACGUCCACGACCUGUUUCCCAGCAUCCUGGACAGGAACAAGGAUGGACUCAUGGGAAUCUUCUGGAAAUGCGCACGUAUAGGCGAACGACUAAGUCCAUACGUCAGUAUAUUUUGUAUCGCCAUGGCUGUAAGUGCACGCUCCAGCCCAGCACAACAUGCUUGUUGAAGCAUGCUUACUGACUGGAAUCAUAGUGCUCAAUGAUACUGGGCUAUUG
Messenger RNA from Exophiala viscosa, 539 nucleotides. RefSeq lists its product as uncharacterized. NCBI's taxonomy places the organism in Eukaryota, Fungi, Ascomycota, Eurotiomycetes, Chaetothyriales, Herpotrichiellaceae. Gene Ontology annotation, biological process: protein secretion; intracellular transport. The transcript has 3 exons. Bases 257 to 490 code for a protein of 77 amino acids. The record is from RefSeq and is a predicted model, not a curated record.